Messenger RNA from Carassius carassius (crucian carp), 2411 nucleotides. RefSeq names its product polymeric immunoglobulin receptor-like. The record is from RefSeq and is a predicted model, not a curated record. Lineage: Eukaryota; Metazoa; Chordata; Actinopteri; Cypriniformes; Cyprinidae. The transcript has 9 exons. Bases 105 to 2216 code for a protein of 703 amino acids.
AUUUACAUUUAUACAUUGCAUUGAAGGUAUUUGUCAGUUCUUUCUUUCUCUUGACUGUGAUCUAGUUUUUCUCUGAAUAUCAGUGAGACUGAAGUCAAUCCAGGAUGAGAGCUGCCAUCAUCAUCUUCACAAUCAUCACGCUCUGUCUGAUCUCAGGUCAGGUACUCUGUUUCAAAGUGACCGGCUGCACUGGAGGGAGUGUAAUGUUUAACUGCAAAUACAAGUCUAAAGAUGAGCAUAAAACAAACCACCAGAACCAGAGAAAGUCUAAAGAUGAGCAUAAAGGAAAGUAUUUCUGCAGAGACAGAGACUGUAGGACGGGCAUCAGUACUGAGACUCAGCGCAGCUGGUUUAAUGAUGGGAGAUUUUCUCUGUAUGACGAUGAAAACAGCAGAUUCUUCACAGUGUUUAUCAGGAACCUCAGCAGAGAGGAUGAUGGGGAUUAUAUAUGUGGAAACAAUCAGACAUGGAGUCAUGAUGUUACAUUAGUGGUGAACAGAACCUCUUCUUCUUGUGGGACGUCAGUUCUCCAGACUGCAUAUAAAGGACAAACAAUCACUUUCCACUGUGAAUAUGAUCAUACGUUUCAAACACAAACCAAACUCUUGUACAGCGUGAACAGAGAUCCUGUGCUUGUGCUGAACAGCUCACAGUCCUCACAAUCAUCUGAGGAGAAGUUCAUCCUGUCUGACAGUCACAAAGAUCAUUUUAAUGUGACCAUCAGAGACAUUUCUGCAGCAGAUGAUGGAGUUUAUCUGUGUGGAGUGGAGAUAUAUGGAUCUUCAAAAGAGAUGACUUACAUAGCCUUCAUUAAAGAGAUUCAUCUGAAGGUUUCUGUAAUGAAUAAAUCUUGUGUUGCAGGUCAGUUAACUUCUGUCCAGGUUCAGGCCUACAUCAGUAAAUCAGUCUUCAUCACGUGUAAAUUUCCAGAAGAAUUCAAAGGAAACAAGAAAUUCAUCCAAACACAUUCAUCGCAGAAGAUCUCUGUUGAUGGACAGAAUCAGUGGGUUCUUCAUGAUAAAGUGCACAUGUGUGAUGAUACCAGUGAAGGGGUUUUGAAGGUUUUUAUCAGUAAUUUAACAGCAGCUGAUGAAGGAGCGUACAGAUGUGGAGUGAAUAUCACUGAUGAUCAUCUGUUCACUGAGAUCACACUGAAGAUCAGUCAAGUUGAUGACUUUAAUGCAUCAAGUAAGUCAGCUCUUAUUGGUGAAAGUGUGAACCUCAGCUGUAAUUACCCUGAGAAACACCUGACCAUCAAACACAUCUGCAAAGAGAACAAGGAGAAGAUCUGUGAGAACAUCAGUUCAUCAGAGAUGAACCGCUUUGAGUUUUCUGAAAGUGCAGCAGGAGUUUAUACAGUGAGCAUCAGUAAUGUGAGCAUGAGAGAUGCAGGAGUUUACUGGUGUGGAGAAGAAACCAGAGACACACAUCUGACUUCUGUUACUCUCACCAAUAAACACCAGCUGACUUUAUCCAACAAAACUGAGCUGAUCUUAUCCAGUAAACCUCCGCUGACUUCAUCCAAGCCUCCAGUGGUCAAACGUGAAGGAGAUUCAGUCCAGAUCAAAUGCCCUUAUGAUGAAAACUAUUCAGCAGAAGUAAAGCAUCUGUGCAAAGGAAAGUGUUUGACUCCAGAUGAUCUGAAGAUCAAUCAAUCAGACGAAGAUCAUGAUAAAAACCCGAAGAUUUCAGUAAAGGAUGACACUGAACUCAAUCUCUUCACUGUGAACAUGACUGAGCUGAGAGCAGAGGAUGCUGGGAAAUACUGGUGUGCAGUGAAAGACACGUUUAACCUUUCCACUGAGCUCAUGAUCGUCAUGAAGAAAAUCAUCACUCAUGUUGUGUCUGUCGGAGGAUCAGUGUCCAUCAGAUGUAAAUACUUCAGGAAUCAAACACAGAGGUUUUUCUGCAAAGAAGAUCAGCCCAAUAUCUGCAUCAGAGACGGAGUUCGUGUUUCAUCAAAUAAGAGUGUAAAAAGCAGAUUUCAUCUAACUGAAGAAACCUCUGCUGGAGUCUUUACUGUGAACAUCAGCGAUCUGAGAGCAGAGGAUUCUGGGAAAUACUGGUGUGCAGAGGAGAGUUCUGGGUCCUUCAUCUUCACUGAAGUUCAGCUACAUGUGACCAGAGACAUGACCACAUCUGACACCAAAAGGGAAACGACCCAGAAAACAGUGAAUUCUGGUUUCUUCUGUCUGGAGCAUGAAGUCUCUCAGUGAUGCAAUACAGUGCCCUUCAGUCAGGACGAGAUUCACUCUGAUCACAUAAUGCCAAACUAACAUUACUGUAUAAUAUUGUUGCUUAUGUUGUUGUUGUUGUUUUCAUCUUCUCAGCGGUGCCAUUUCUUGCUAUUCUAUAAAUAUCUGGUGUCAGAAAUCAACAACUACUUUUUGGAUUUAAAAAAGAAAAAGAAA